CGGAGCGGGGAGGGCGUGCUGCCGCAGCUGGACCGACCGGGACCAGAGCCGCACGACGGGCCUGCAGACGCUGAUAGAACUGUGUGAACCAGAGGGACUGGUCCGGUUUUCAAUCCAACAUGAGGGACUACUCGGCCACUCCGAGCAACGGAGGCGCCUGCAUGCCGUGUUGCCAAGUUUGCGUCUUCGCCUUUACCGCAUUUCUCAUCGUUGCGGAGAGGACGGCGCUGAUCUACUGCUUUGUGUACUAUCUGUGGGUGGGUCACAACUACUGCUACGCCCAUCUUGCCGGCUUCACUGCACUGUUCCUGCUGCCAGGUUGGGGUCCCCAGUGGCUCAGUUAUCUGUGGUAUCUGUCAGAUGGACGAAUCCGCAGGAAGUCUCUCACCUGGACACACAUUCUGCACCUGGGUCUCUUCAAAAGACUGUGGGAGUGUAUGCGUCUGCCGGAUGAGGAUGUGUACGGUGAGAUCAUGCAGCAGGCUGAUGCAUCUGCCUUACGGCUGUUCGAGGCCUUGGUGGUCACCCUCCCCCAGACGCUGCUCCAGACUUAUGUGCUCAUCUGUACUGAUAUAGGAAUCAAAUCUCCAGCCUCAGUGUGUUUUGUGGUGUGUUUGUUGUCUCUGGCCUGGGCCUUGGUCCUCUAUGCGAGAGCUUGUUCACUCAUCCGACCAGGACACUUACACAUGACCCCUGCUGCCAUUCUGUGCCGACUGCUCUGGAGGGUCGGUAUGUUGGGAUCCAGGUUUGCUGUUCUCAUGCUCUUCACACGGAUCUUCAAACAGUGGAUCCUGGGAGUCAUCGGUGUGCACUGGCUCGGUGCAACUUUCUGGAUGGUGUCUCAGCAGACUGACAUCAUACGAUCAACUAGUCGAUGGAGACUCUUCAACCUUGUUCUGGGAGCCAUUCACAUCUUUCUGUUCCUCAAUGUGAAGUACGGUCAAUCCAGAUACCGCAUGGCUGGCUUCUAUCUGGCCAUGUUCAUAGAAAAUGCUUUUCUUCUUCUGGCCUCCUCCUGGUUGUUCACCAUGGUGUCCUGGGACACUGUGGGCAUCCCUGCUGCAGUGUUCUGCAGUUUCCUCAUUGGACUGAUAGCUUUGGUGCUGUACUAUCGUUUCCUGCAUCCAAAGUCUUUUGAGAUCUUCCAGAGUAUUCGUCACAGAGGGAUCGGUGGAGCCUGCAUGGAGCGGGGAUCUACACUCUCAUUGGAAGAGAAAGUCACGCCCACUUUCCAUCGCCAUGCAACGCUGUCUGGAGGCGGGACCCUCAUGGACCUUCCUAUCCAAUGGGAGGGCUGGAAGCAUCACCACUGGCUGCUGAUCCGCUUGGCUCUGAAGACGGGAGAUGUUUCAACCAUCUGGUCUGCCUAUGGUGAAGGGGGACUGGCCGGACUGAUGGGUCUGUCUGAAGAAGUUCACUCCCCUGACGAGCCUCAUUACCCUCGGGUUCCAAUUGUUCCGCCGCAGGUUCCUCAGAUCUCAGCUCCUCAACCAGCUCCUGCAGCAGCUCCACCACAGGUGACCCAGACUCCACAGGUUAGCGAGGCAGCACCGCCACCAAAACCGCCUCUGACCAGCGCAGUGGCCCGACCGGUGAGGAAAGCUCCUCCCACAACCAUCCAGGAUAUGAGAAGGUUUCCAGAGAUCAUCCCAGUGCAGGAGGUCAUUCUUGAGGAGACCGCAGAAGAAGAUUCCAGCGCUGCACCAUCAGAGGACAAAGGUGAUGAGGAGUUUCAGAGCGCUGCUUACGGCUCGCCAACACUUUCGUCUCCUCAGCAAGCAGGAAGCCUCCAUCACAUCGACAGCAACGCAGUGACGCUGACUGAGGCGUCCUCCGUAGGUUCUCUGGACAUUAAGACACCUGGCUGGUCACCUGAGCGGCGUUCCCCUCUCCUGAUUGGUUCCCCAGAGAAAAAAUCUGCGGUCCCUGGAGAAUCCAGCACUACACUGUAUUUCAGUGCAGAUGCACAGUCGCCCUCCAGUGGCAGCUAUCUCGGCUGGGGCUCUGAGUUAUCACCCAUCUCCACCUACCGAAGUCCCUACAGGAUCAGGGAGGCACGUUUUGUCACAUCCACCCCGCGGCUGGAGCCUCGAGCUGGGGCUGAAAGUCCAGGCCUGGCCCCUGUUGUCGUCAUCCCUGCCACUCCUGGCACAACACCAGGUACGACCCCAGGUGGGACCCCGGGUGGGACCCCUGGUGCCUCAACUCCUGCGGCUUCGACUCCUGCAGCUUCGACUCCUGCAGGCUCGAAUACUGCAGCUUCAACCCCUGCAGCUUCUAAUACUGCAGCUUCGACUCCAGGUGCUUCAACCCCUGGUGCUACUACGCCUGGUACUCAAGUGAUUCCUCUCACUCCAGUCAUCUCCCACGCUCGCAAACAGAUGGUCCAGUUUGUGGACAGUAAAGAGAGGGCGGUCUAAGGUGGGUGAUGAUACAGGGGAAGGAAAAUCCUGGGUGGGGAAUGAGGUCUUUUUCAGUUUAGCUCUUCAGGAUAUACAUGAAUUCAUGCAUUAACUAACUUGGGGAGGACUUGGUGGGGAGUUGGGGGUGUUUUCAGCUGAUGUGAAAGUUGUGAAAGCAUAUAAAUAUAAAUUACUGUUUAUGUUUUUCCCCUUGUGUGCAGAUGUAGCGGAAAAAAUAGCUGAAAAUGGAGUAUAAAAGGCUGACAACUUUGUGACAUUACUUUAAUUCUUAAUAACAAACCCUUGGUUUUUCCAGUCCUUCUAUCCUAAACACUCAGUAGUGUUUGCCAGCUGGUGAUGAAUAAUGUCGCUGCAGUAGCAUCUCUGGUUGCUUGGAGCAGCUGCAUGGACGAUGGUUGUAGAGUAUGAUCCUCCUCACAUGUGAUGCUGCCUGCCAGGUCAAUAACAAGGUCAAUUCAUACACUGUAUAUUCCUGUGCAAGCAAUCAGAGCAGUUUGCAGCAACAAACACUGCUUUACAUGAGAACUGUCUGAUCCAAAUUCGGGUAAAAUGGGGGAUGGGGUCAGUUGAAACUUAUAUAUUAUAUUUAACUUGUGUUUUUCAGUAAUUACCGGUUGCUGAGAAAAAUAGAAAAUUUGACUUAACAGAAAAUUAAAGAAAAACAGAAUUUAACUGGUGCUAAUGAAUGUGAAGCUUCCCUUUCAUUAAUUUAGAAAAUAACAAAGAAAACUUAAAGCAGCUAAGUCUUCAGUCAGCCGAGGUCACAUUGGAUAAAAUUUAAGAGAAAACAAAUGAAUUUAAAUAAUCAUCAUUAGUACAAUGACAUUUUAAAUAUGAUGGUUCAAAUUACAAAGCUUAAGCAAUCAUAAAGUUAAGACAACGUUAUUAAACUGCUAGUUGGAUCCCAUUAAUCAGGAAAUUACAAAACAACUAGUUUACAGUAACCGAACAUGCUGACUGCCAGGCUGCUGUGUAGAAUUUCAUAUAAUGUCAUCAAUACGAGUCUUUUCUCUCUCUUUUUAAGUUCAUCUCUUACAUGGACACAGAGAAUUUGUAAUAAAAUAUUUAAGUAAUGCAUACUAAGUCAAUCCAAGCUAACAUUCAAAGCUUUUGAUUUUAUUCUGCUUGGAAAUUCUUAUUCUCAUUUUUAAAAACCUUUAGAUGAUGUUGAACAUCCCGUCCAGUUUUCAGGAAGCCACUCAUUUAUCCAAUUAGUCAGUGACUCGCUGUAUUUACUGUAUUUACUGUGCAGUACACAGUUGGUGUUUACACACAUCACUGUCAUACAUAAAGAAACAGGUCAGAAUUUACCAUCUGUCAAACAGUAAAAUCUGUUAGCUGAACAAUCUGUCCUUGUUUUAAUGAAACUAUCAGACAGGCAAAUGACAAAAAGUAAAGGUUUCAACUAAAAUAUGAAUAUUAGUAAUAGUAAAUAUUGCUAAUUUACUUUAAUCGCAAUAAUUUCAAUCAUUGAGCACUUUAGAACACAACAGAAAAGGUACAACUUAUGUUAAUUGCUAGCAGGCAAAUUAGCUGUAGCAUGAUAUUUUGCAAACUACAUUAUGGAUAUGAUGAAGGAAGCUGUCAAAGGGAAAUUAAGCAAUACAGAAUAUUAAGGGAUAUCAGCUCAUGUUUCUGUUAUUUUAUGUAUUUCAUUUUAUUUACCUAUUUUUUGUAAUGUGUAUUUGAUAUCAAAACAUACAUUUUAUGUGUUUAUUAUUAGUUUAUAAGCUGCAAUAAUUCUCUAAAUUUAUAAAGAAAUAGAAAAAAAUUCAUAAUUUAGACAAUGUAUCUCACACAUUUGCUUGAUUUUUUUUUUUUUUUUUAAUAUGCUUUUUCUAAUGUUUGGGUCCCAAAAUAAUGACAAACAAGAACAAAAGGUAACUUAAGAGGCACGGAAAAGAUAAAGUCCAUCCAAAUAACUCUGCAGGGCAUAAUCAAUUAUUGUACACGUCUCUAACAGACAGAAUGUAGGGUCACUGACAAUCACUUCUUGCUUCAAUGUUUAACUAAUGAAAGAAGGUAAAAUGUCUGACUGAUGAUAAGCUGUUAUGUAUGAUACAUGAGUCUGACCUGCAGAAAUAUCGUUCAGUUCUGUGCUUUCUCAAUGUGAAUUACAGACACUACAGAAGUGUAUAUGCUGGGAUGGGAGUUAAUCCAGCUCACAGCAAGAUGCUUUUUUGUGACCAAGCAAACUCCAGAUGAAAAAACAAUUGCACGUUUUAAAUUUGUAUUAGAUAUCUUACAUCACUACAUACUGAUUGAAAAAUGUAAAAUGUCAGAACAUAUUUGGUCUUCGGGUGUGCUGUUCACAGAAAUACAUGAGACAUUAGAGCCCUCAGAAAUAAAUAGAAAUGGUUCACAGACUUGUCAGCUGGGACAUAAAUUCAAAUUUGCGAAAACGCUGAAACUAGUUUGCAAGUUAUUCAGCAUUUCUUGAGUUGGGAAAAUAAAAUUUGACCUAACUAAGCAGCUGUACAACUCCUGUAAAGUCCAAUAUUCACAGAUGUGUGUUGUCCCACAGCUCAUCCCUGAGUUGAACCUUCUACCUCAAUAUAACUGAAUUUCCAUGCGGCAAAAACUUUUUUCUUUUUUUUUUUGAGAGCAUGUACUUUCUCUCUCUGUGACUGAAAAAAAAGCAUUUUAUGUCUUUAAACAUUUUAAUAAUGUAGCUACCAGAAGGAGAAAAGCUAAUUAAAGGUCAGAGUUUAAAUAAAGGUUGAAAUGGUGUGCUGCUAGUACCGAGGAAUGAUAUGAAUACCGUUUAUUUAGAUAUGGAAAUGUAUUUAUAAUCAUAGAAUGUGGUACUUGACAAUAUCAGUCUUCCAUGUGAAUCUGUCUGAUUUUCUAUUUACUUUUACUAUGCUAGACAAUUUUACUUUAUCUCUUUCUUUCUAAUGAGAAUACUGUAUCUGAAUAACUGUAAAAUAGUAACUGUAGGAUCAGUGUCUGUAAUGAGCAGGUAGAUGGUUGUGCAGCUCAUGUUUGAAGGUGAGAAAGAUGAGCAGCACUUUGAGAAUAUACCGUAAAUUGGGGCUUACGGAGCAAAAUACAGAGUUAAACUUGCUUUUGGCAGAACUGCUUCAUCAAACGGUGUCAAACUGAUCUCCAUGUACUGCAGCCUGCUGAUAGAUAAAAGAGUCACUGCAUGUUACUCAUCCAUACAGGCAGCCAGAGGGUUGUACCUCCUCCCAUAGAGAAAGAAAGCACUUACUUUAACUACACAUGCACAUUACAGUAGUUACCGCACAUGCUUGAAUGUAUGUGUAUGCAACAGCAAUAAGCCAGCAAAUGAAAUGUGUCUCAGUGCACUGAUGUAAAAUAUCUACGCUUUGGACUGCAACGAUGCCUUGGCCUUGGCUUGAUCAUCACAAAUCUGCGCUUUGCCUUGUAGAGAGACGGCUUCUGCUGUCACGCUUGUCUCUUGUGUGUAUUGCUUUCUAAUAGAACACUACACCUUGCUUCAUGUACCUGGUGUAUAUGGUGAUACGUACCUGUGUUGAUAAUUUGACUCUUUUUGUAUUUUUUUAAACGCUCUUCUUUUAUAUUUGAUCACAUUUACUGUUCUGAAAUAUGUGGACAAGGUUUUGUGUUAAAGUUUCACGUGUGAAGCCGUUUAGAGAACGGAUAGUUUUCAUUGACAGACUUGAAACAGCUGAUUGCUGAUUGAGUGUAACUUCACCACAGUCACUGGACGGCCUCCGUUCAUCAACAUGCGUCACCUUUAUCUCUGCAAGGAUUUCCACAGAGCAGCUGUGGGUGAUAGUCGUGACUCAUUAAGUGUGCUAUUGAUGUGGCAAAAUAAAGUCAUUAAUCAUGAUCAAAGCCCAGAGUGAUCUGUUGGUGCUUUGAUUCAUUUACCUUCAGUGAUGUUACAACCUUAAUAACCUGGCUUGUAAAUCAACAUCACAAUGUAGUGGAUUCAUCUGCUGGAGGGGCUCAGGGAUUAAACCACAUUUCUCCCACUCUUCUGUACACUGUGUUCCUGCUCCUCAUGUUGACUGUACAGACAUGUUUAUUAAAGGCAAAUUAUAAUUGAA
Amphiprion ocellaris (clown anemonefish) is the source of this 6463-nucleotide messenger RNA. RefSeq names its product XK related 5b (gene xkr5b). The transcript has 13 exons. The record is from RefSeq and is a predicted model, not a curated record. Gene Ontology annotation, cellular component: plasma membrane. Gene Ontology annotation, biological process: phosphatidylserine exposure on apoptotic cell surface; apoptotic process involved in development; engulfment of apoptotic cell. Bases 120 to 2420 code for a protein of 766 amino acids. NCBI's taxonomy places the organism in Eukaryota, Metazoa, Chordata, Actinopteri, Pomacentridae.